AAGUGUGCCGGGUCAAAGCAUAUGUGCUUCUCGUGCAAUUUGACGUUAUGGAGCUCACUUUGAGCUAUCAUGGAGUUUUAUUGAUUAUCAUAGCUUGGAGGGUAGUGUGUUCCCUAUAAGCAGUGGACCAUUAACUCUAUAUCCAGUAGCAAUUUGGAUUACAGUCAUUAAUUCAGUCCCUGCACACGCUGAAAGGUUUGUGAGGUAAAAAGGUAACACUAAAAAUAGAUUGAUGUUUCCUCCAAGAUGCACCACAGGAAAUCUCAUGAACACUUGCUUUUUAUAUGGAUGUUCAAAUAAAAACAAACACAUUUUAGUCUGAGUUUGAUUGGCAAAGAAGUUUGGCAGUCUAACGUUGCUUUAAAUUGAUGAUCGGAGUUUGCACCAAUGAAAUUAUCUUCACAUUAGUGGGAUUAACAUGCCAUCUGAGGAAUAAUUGCACCCAGCUAAAAGACUGCCCCGUAAAAAGGUUUAUAAGAUUUGAUUGACUGGAGUUAGUCACACAUAUUAGAACCCCAAUUACAUUUGGCAGAUAGUCUCAAUGGCAACAGUUGUAAUUAGCUGUCUAAUUAUGGCACUGAUUGUAUUUAACGUAUGAAUCAUGCGCUCCUCAGCGCAGAGAUCUGCUGCAUUCUGACUGCUGCACAAAUGUGGCAAACUGUGUCGUUAUUGAUUCUUAAAAGCAAAAAACCCCUACAGACUUUUAAACAAACCAAAAAAAAAAACAUUAAGCUGAGUCCUUGGCUGGCCUGGUGCCACUGAUCAAUGCCAUGUAACAUCUGAAAAGGGAGAAAUUCAAAAUCAAAGCUGUCGCUAUAGCAACGCCCCUGCCACGUUCCACCAAUCAAUGGAGUCCGUGGGGUUGUGAGAUGCGCCAGGGAAAGGCCAGCGUCCUACAUAAAGAGUCCAGGACAGGGAAGCGUGCAGCACACAGGGCAGCACACCUUUCUGCAGCCAGAGAAGUGUGAAAGAGGCCAGAGGACAAAAGGAAAAAAGGAAGCGGCGAUUAACCCAGGAGAUAUGGUACACUCAUGUGGACAGCAGAUUCCUGCCUGGGUCUAUGUGGGCAGCCUACUCUUCUGCAUCUCCUUCAACUCUUUCACAGUCAGAGGAGCACCUGUGAAGCAGGAGGUUCUCGACAAUGGAGCCACGGUGCUGAAUCACUCCAUGAGCCUUGUGCAUCGGAUGGAGACGCUGCUGGCCAUGGGGAACGGCAGUGAUGUCACUCUGCGGGUGCAAACCGUCGACACAGACGAGGUGAAGGUGAUCCAAGCCCACAGUUUGGUCUUGACGCUGCAGAGUGAUGUGUUUGAGGAGCUGCUGGUCAACCGCAACAACAGCGCUGUGGUUUUGAUGGAGACGGCCAACUGCGCAGCUGUUUUUGACAAGUUUAUCAGGUAUCUGUACUGUGGAGACAUUUCCAUACGGCUAGAUCAAGCUAUAUACCUACACAAGCUGGCCAGCAAGUAUCACGUGUGGGGCUUGCAGCAAGGUCUGACCCAGUAUAUGACUCAACAUCUUUCCAGUGAUUCGCCAACAGGCCAUGUGGUUAGCUGGUAUAACUAUGCACUGCAAAUUGGGGACACGACGCUGCGGGACAGCUGCCUCCUGUACUUGUCCUGGAACCUGUCUUCUGUGCUGCAGAGCAAAGAAUGGGGCUCCAUUAGUGAAGACCUGCUCCUGUCUUUGCUCCAACGGUCCGACCUUAUUCUGCAGAGUGAGCUGGAGCUCUUUGAGGCUGUGGAGGCCUGGGUCAGUCUGAACCAACCUGUCACCGCAACGGUGGAAACGGCCCUAAGAGCUGUUCGUUAUGGCAUGAUCCCUCCUCACCAUCUCUUUCGCCUCCAGAAGCAGUCCCUCCUUCUGAUCAAGUAUUACGAGUCCAUCCGUGAUCUCCUAUAUCUAGCCUUCCAGUUUCACUCAGCUUCGCCAAUUCAACUAGCAAAGUACUUCGAUGUCAACUGCAGUAUUUUCACCCCCCGCAACUACCUGUCAUCCUCCUGGGGUUCUCCUUGGGUCAUCAACAGCCCGACUCGAGAUGAUCGCAGCUUCAGCUUCCAGACACAGCUCGGGCCAAGUGGUCACGAUUCCAGUAAGAGGGUGACAUGGAAUGCUCUUUUCUCUCCUCGGUGGCUCCCACUCAGCGCCAGAUCAUCAUAUACCGAACUUGGUGCCAUGCAGCCAACCCGCACAGAGGCAGGCCAUCCUCGCAUCAUUGUAACUCCGGCCACCUCUAGCCCGGACUUUGCUGGCGUCAGCUUUCAGAAAACAGUCAUUGUUAUGGCAAAGCAGCAAGGAAAAGUGGUGGUCCGCCACGUCUACAACUUCCACCAAAGUACCGAAGAGGCUGGGGAUUUUUUGGUGGAUGCAGAUCUGCAGCGCCGUUCAUCAGACUACCUAAUUGACAGUUCUCUUUAUCUGCAUAUUGUGAUCAAACCUCUCUACCACACACUGCUUGUUGCUAGGAAGUAAAACCACAAAUUCAAAGGAAUCUCACCAUCCCUCUACCACCCACACAAUCACAUGCACAUGUUCCAAAGUACACUCAUAUCACAGCAGAUGUGUGUCCUUCAUAUCUGUGAUAUUGAAAUAAUUUUGUGCAUUUAUUGUCUUCCAGAAAUUCAGAUUGGGCAGGUUUACGGAAAAAAACAAGUAUUUUAAAAUAUUCUACCCACUUUCAUUAUAAUGUAUCUUUUGGUUCAUCAUUUUAAAUGAGAAAAAAAAUCAAUGUACUGUAUUUCUUUAUGUAUUUUAUAAUGUGAUUGCCUAUUUUCCUUAAAUGUAUUAAGCGAUGUUCUUUGUUGACCCAGUUAUACUUGAUUCUAUAGAGUUUUUUUUUUGUUAGAUAAACUACAAUUCCUGUUACUACUAUAGAUUUUUAGCUAUACCACGUGUGUGCUCUGAUGGAAUACAGUUUGAAACUCAUAACUAAAAGUGGAAAAGUGAACCCCAUUAUCAGUUUAUUUAUAUGUUUACUGUUUUUUCAGACUAUAAAAACACACUACAAUAAUCAUAAGUUCUUUUUUAUUAUUAUUUUUUGCCGUUAUUUCCUUUACACUCCUUGUUUUCCCCCAAAAAAAUCAUUUAUUUAUUUUCCUGCAUACUCUGUAUUGUACCUUGCUAGAAUUCUACGACCUCUAAAAAUCUAUGUUAUAGUAACAAAUUUAAAAAUAUUGAAUAAAGGAAAAAAUAAAGGGCAAGA
Molecule: messenger RNA, 3202 nt
Organism: Oryzias melastigma (Indian medaka)
Lineage: Eukaryota; Metazoa; Chordata; Actinopteri; Beloniformes; Adrianichthyidae
Gene: btbd17b
Product: BTB (POZ) domain containing 17b
Exons: 3
Coding region: 1021-2472 (483 amino acids)
Molecular function (GO): protein binding
Source: RefSeq, a predicted model, not a curated record